Molecule: messenger RNA, 5479 nt
Organism: Trichosurus vulpecula (common brushtail)
Lineage: Eukaryota; Metazoa; Chordata; Mammalia; Diprotodontia; Phalangeridae
Gene: IL4R
Product: interleukin 4 receptor
Exons: 10
Coding region: 286-3102 (938 amino acids)
Biological process (GO): production of molecular mediator involved in inflammatory response; cytokine-mediated signaling pathway
Cellular component (GO): external side of plasma membrane; membrane
Molecular function (GO): cytokine receptor activity; protein binding
Source: RefSeq, a predicted model, not a curated record
AAAGGCGGCGCCCCGGCCACGAACCUUCUGCUCCGCCCCCUCCGGGAUCCCACCCCCAUUUCCCCAACCCCACCUCCGCCCCCUGCUACAGUAGUGUCUGAGAUCCUAGAAAAAGAGGAAGAGAGGAGCGGGGAGCUGGUGGCCCUCACGUCCCUGGCUGGGACUCGGAGCGGGGGAGGCAGCGUCACUGCCGGGAAGCCGGAUGAGCGGAGACCGGGAGUGGGUGGACUCGGCCACUUCAUUUGUCCGAGGUGCAGAUCUGAUAGUCACCCAAAGGGACAUCUCAUGGGACGGCCCCUCUCUGCUCCAGUGUUUGCCUUGUGGUGCCUCUUCCUGCUGUGGGAAGGAUGGCCCACAAGGGCAGACUUGGAGGUUUCGAGCAUCGACUGCUACAGUGACUAUGAUACAUCGAUUAGCUGUGAGUGGAAGAUGAACAGGCCGACCAGCUGCAGUUCUGAAUUAUGGCUGUAUUAUGAGCGCAGUAACGAUAAGUCAUCAUCUCAGAAAUGUAGUCCUAAGAACAAGAGAGACAACAGAGCCGCCUUAUCCCUGGAGUGUGUGUGCCAAGGCAGAGUGGAUGGGUUUGCAUUUGUAGAUGCCUACCAUCUGAAGAUUCAGUCCAAUACACAGAUCCUGUGGGAGCAACAUGAAUUCUUCCCUUCUGAAAAUGUGAAGCCAAGAGCCCCAGGAAACGUUGUCCUCUCUUCAGGAAUUCCAAAAUACAACUUCAUCCUGACUUGGGACAGCACUUACUCUUCAGACCACCUUCUGGCUGACGAUCUUGAAUAUAUGGUUGAGAUUCAGAACAAAGAAAAUACUACACCUCCUAUCCAAAAACGGACCGAUGCAGUCUCCAACCUGACUAUCCUUGCUCACCAACUGGAAAAUAAAAGCAUGUACACUGCUCGAGUGAAGUCCAAAGUUUCAGGCAUCCUAGGUUACAAAGGACAGUGGAGCGACUGGAGCCGCACCGUCGAAUGGUAUAAUGAGUAUGAAAAACCUCCCCUGAGCGGUGUGGAAUUGGGGGUGCCCAUUUUAUGCAUCUUGAUCCUGCUUGUCAAUUUGCUGUGCUAUAUAGGCGUCAUCAAGAUUAAGAAAGUGUGGUGGGAUCAGAUCCCCAACCCAGCCCAUAGUCGCUUAACUGCCAUCAUUAUUCAGAACCAACAGCUUGCGGCAUGGAGGAAACUGCCUAAAGCAAAAGAAAAUAAAAAAUUCCCGCACUGGAAGACAUGCCUUUCCAAGUUGUUUCCUUGUUUAUUUAGCCACAACUCAGCAGAGAAAGAAGAGGACACCCAUCUCCAUCACCCCAGCAAACAAGAAAGCUGGCCAAUGGAAGCCUGUAGAUGUGUCUUAGUGCCGGAGAAGAUCAAUGUGGUGCAGUCGAUCGAGCUUUGUGAGGCCGAGGUGGAAAGUGAGGAAGGGGAUGCUGAUGAUGUUUCCUUCUCCCUGUCCCCAGAGAACAGCACAAGCAGCUUCAUAAAGAACAAAGAAGCACUUGCAGACAAGUUUGUCCAGAUGCUGUUCCUUGAUCUCAUAGGAGAGGAGACUUUUAUGCCAUGUUCCAGCAAGUCACCUGGCAAAUACAAGGACUUGGCAGAUGCAACCGAGUCACCACCUAAGGAAAACAAAGCUCCAAGCCACUGCCGGGGCAGCCCUACCAAACUGGGUUCACCCAUUUUCCAGAAUGGUUGCCUGAGUGGUCCACACAUUUCUGAGAGAUCUGAAACUCUCUGCCAGAGUCCUUGCAUGGAUGCUGCUUCUCCAAAGGGCAGACAAUCUCCUGAGCCCCACCAAGAGCAGCAGCAGUUUCCUUCAGCUUCCCAAACUGAGGGCAUUGGGUCAACCUUGGACUUAGCAAACGUGUCCAUUUCAGAAGCACCCCAAGUUGAUGAUAACCCUGCUUAUCGAAGCUUCAGCAGCCUCCUGGCCCAAUCCUUGCCCAGGACUGAGGAAGAGCUGAGCCUUCCCUUAGGCUCAUUAGAAUGUUCAUGGGAACAGAUGGCCCCAUGGCAUGGAGACCCUGAUCUACAGCAUGGGGUUAGCUGCUCAGAGGACUCUCAAACAUCUUCCUCCCAUGACAAUGAGCCACCUUCUUUGUCCCAGUCAGAGGGAGAGAGCUGGGAGGAAAUCCUAAGAGAGAGGGUUCUCAGACAAGAAGGAGAUGUCAUUUGCCCCACCAUCUUAACAACAUCGGGCUACCGGUGUUUUGACAAUGCUGUGAAGCAAGGCAAUGACCAAAAUUAUAAGGCAGCUGGCUUUAAUGUCUCCAAAGAAUCUGGCUAUCGAUCCUUUGCUAGUCUCCUAAAUGACUCUAGGAAAGAAACCUCUGCAGAGACCUCUGGUGAUGAGUCUGAGUCUGGAAAAGAGACAGGGGGAUACAAGCCAUUAGAAAAUCUUAUUUCUCCUAGCCAAGAGGCAAAGGAAGUGACUCCGCUUCCACUAUUUACCUUUGGCCUGGAUUUAGGAGAAGUUCUCCCUCAGAAAUGCCAGCACAACCCAGUGCCCUCUAGCUUCCUCAAGAUGUAUAGUCCCCAGGAGACAUCAGAGGAAGAGACAGGAAAGCACUCUCUGACAUUGGACUGGGAUGGCACCAGGAAGCAUGAGGACACCCCUGAGGAGUCCUCAGUCUGUUCCAAGCUAGAUUUCAGCAGUGGUAUAGUCUAUUCUACCUUGACUUGUCAUCUAUGUGGGCACCUGAAGAGAUGUCCAAGUCCUGAUGAAAAUUAUACACCCUUGGGCAAUGCCCAGAGCACAAAAUGCAACUGUAUGGUUGAGGUCCUAGAAACAUUGCCUCAUCCUCUCACAAAAGCCACCAACUUCUGCCCCUCAGAAAUAAUGGAGAGUCCAGAGAGUAGGGUACCAAGGACUUCUUCUGUGGAGUUUCUUGGAGAGAGCCAUUUGGAGGAAGAGUCUUCUCUAGGAAUCAGUGUAUCUCUCCUUUCUCAAGACUGUGAAGAUCCGUUGGGCUCCACUUCAGAUAAAUGGAAAGGAUCCCUUCAUUUAAAGCCUCACCCUGGUGGUGUGCCAAGCCCAGGCCAGCCCUCCAGCCCCAACAUGGUGGACCGUGAACAUGAGGGCAAUACCUACAUGAAAGUUUCUUAGAUGAGCUUUGGGAAGUUUGGCAAUCCUCUCAAUCAACAGUGAUACACACUUGGUUUAGGGAAUCAUUGAAUUUCCUCUGUAUGUGAAAUGCUUCUUCCAUUUAGACCAUUACUGAGUAGAAGCCAGUAUGCCAAUACUAUUAGCUGCGCAGAAAGUGGUUGUCUACCCAUGAGCCAGACACAGAUGACAGCUUGAUGCCUAUUCACUAGUGGGUGGAGGGGAGCAGCCUUGGACCUCAGAGCAGACAAUCUUAAUUCUGGAGGCUCAUUAAAUAGUUUGCCACAGGGUGAAGAAGUAUGCCUGACCAGGGGAUGGGGGCCACAUACAACCAUUUUUCCAUCUUCUUGUCUCUUCACUGUCCUAAAAGGGCCUCUUUUAGGCCACCUAUCCCCUAGUGAAAUACAGGAACCUCAGAGCAGCCAACAGUCUAGCAGUUUUUGAUGUAUCCACAGAAUUCUCCUCACAGCUGGACACUUCUCAGAAAGAGCUUUGGCAAAGCCCAGGGUGCAUAUAGUUGGUAACUUACAGAGGAGCAGCCCCUCACUGUUUUGAAUGUUUGUGAAUUUUCUGCCACUGGAUACUCAAAACAUUCCUUACUCCUUUAUUCAAUUAUUUUAUGACCUGAUGAUGAUAGAAACUGCAAUUCCCCCUACAUCUUUUCCAUUGGACGUUCUGUCUUGGUGGUUUCUAGCCAGGGUUAGUUCUCGUCUUCCCCUCCUUCUCACUUGCCAAACUGUAACCUGGAAAAGCCCCAAGUGCCUUCUGGAAAUCAUAGAACAUUGAAGAUGAGAGCCCAAAGGGAACUUUGAACGUAGACCGUCCAAGCAGAAGGCGACCUUGGAACAUAGAAUAUUGACACUAGAAGGACAAUUAGAGACCUUCUAAUCAAAUCCCAUCCUUUUACAGAAGAAAUGAAGGCCUGAUCAGGAAGGUGAAGCACCUAGUCCUAGAUCAUGUACAGCUCAGUAAGUGGCAGAGGUAAGGACUCAAACCCAGGGCUUCUGACUGCAAGUCCUCUGCACUAGCCACAGAGGCACUAGCCUUCCAGGUGAGAUACGGUAGGGAGCAUUUUAAUAAUUACUACUUAUAAUAGCUAGCCUUUAUGGAAUGCUUUAAGGUACCCAAAGUACUUUACAGAGGUUAUCUCAUUUGUUCUUCAUAACAACCCACAAGAAACUGGGGCUUAAAGGAAUUAAGUGACUUCCUAGUAGAGAUAACCCAGUCCUAAUGUCGGUUAUGAGGAUUUUUAGGGCUUCCCACCAGGGUCCUGCUAAAUUUUGGGAUACUGAGUAGAAAAAGCCCCCCAAAACUACUCCCUAUGUGAGAUGAAAACAGCAAUAAGCUUUAUACUCCGGGACUUCCACCGUUAGACGUAGAUAAUGAGGACACGUAAUCAACUCCCAGUUAUCCAUUUUGUGAAUUAUCCAGGACUUUUGUUCCUUUCCUUUUCUGUCUUUUGGAUGUUACCCGGCUCUUUCAGCGGGAGACUGAAGUAAAGGGCCAGUCUUGGCUCCAGUUGGGUAACUAGUGAAUUCAAUUCAAUGGAAGAAGGCAUUUAUUGAGAAUUAUGCGCUAAGCGAGGCAGCCAGGUGGCUCAGUGGAUAGAGCGCUGGGCCUGGAGUCAGGAAGACCUAAGGUCAAAUCCGGCCUCACCCUGGGCAAAUUACUUAACGCUCAUUUACCUUAAUCCACUGGGGAAGGAGAUGGCAAACCAUUCUAGCGCCUUUGCCGAGAGAACCUCAUGAACAGUACGGUCCACCGGAUCACGAAGAGCCGGACGCAGCUGAAUCAACCGAGCAACAACAAAUGUGCUAAGUGGCAGAGACACGAUGACAAAAAAAAUAGUCUCUGCUCUCAGGGAGUCUAUGUUCUAUUGGGUGACAGGAAGAGAAUUGGGCAGUGUAUUCUACUAGCACCAGUUCAACUUUCCUCAUUCCCUGCACUAGGGCAAAUACCAGAGCCAGCAAUAGUUGGUCCCGGAACUUCCUCUCCCAGCGGAUAAAUACCUCAGCAUUUUGGUUGGUGUGGAAAUUAUUGUGACUGGAAGCGGGUGAGAUGGUUUAUGACAUAGUCACUCUCACAUUGACCUCUGGGGUGUUCUAACUAUGUGGUCUAGGAGAAGAUUGAGAAUGCGGGAGGAAUAUUCUGGAACUGCCAAAAAUAUUGUACUAUAUAAGCAUUUGUAUUUGCUAUAAGGAUUUUUUUUUUGGUUUGUAUACCGAAAGGGGUGUGCGUAUGUGUGUGUGUGUGUGUGUGUGUGUGUGUGUGUGUGUGUGUACAUGGGCUCAGUGUGCAGAUCAAAGCUGGGAGGGCAGGGGAAGGGGCAGGGAUGUUAUGUGUCUGAUGUUUGCUUUAAAUAAAUUCAUUUCAACAAGUC